Messenger RNA from Leptopilina heterotoma, 2620 nucleotides. RefSeq lists its product as uncharacterized. Lineage: Eukaryota; Metazoa; Arthropoda; Insecta; Hymenoptera; Figitidae. Bases 167 to 2548 code for a protein of 793 amino acids. The record is from RefSeq and is a predicted model, not a curated record. The transcript is spliced from 2 exons.
UUUUUAUGCCGUCAAUAAAUUACUUUAUUACAUUCCUUUUGAUAAACGGAAAAUUUCAAGAUCGAGAAAAAGUAUUUAUUUGAUAAUUCUCUAGUUCCAAGGUGAUACGAGUUAAACCAACAAACAUAUGUUGCUUGGUGAAAAUAAUUGAAAUCAACAAGAGAAAAUGGAAAACGCAACAUUCUCUAUUGAACAUUCAACUAACUUUCGAUUUUUUUCCGUUUGUCAAUACAUUACAAGCUUUGGAAUAUUUUUUUACAAUCAGAGUCUAAUUCCUCUGGAAUAUCGAAAUCAUUCCGUCUCUGUUCUAAACACUCUCUUUGAUUAUCUCCACAAUGCGGAAAAUGAAUCUUUAUCAAAACUUGAACUUCUUCAAAGAGUGUUGGCUGGAAGUGAUCUGUACGGUGGGGGAGAAAAUGAAACACUUGACAUGAAAUAUGUAAACGAAUCUUACCAUUACAUCAUUAGUAGUGCUCUAUUCUUUGACGAUAAAUACAUUAAUGGAUAUUUGGCACAGAUGUUCAGUACAGCAGAUAAUCUAACUUAUAUUGCAUUUAAAAACUUCGUUUAUCAACAUUUUUCUGAACAGUUUUUGCCCAAAGAUUUUUGUUCGUCAAGAAAGGAAAAAAUAAAUUUAACAUCCUUGAUAAUUAAAAAAGUUUUUAAUGAAAAUAUUUGGUCAAUGUUUCCCGAACCGGAGGGAAACCCUGAAAUAAUGGAUAUUAAUUACAUAUACGCAAUUAUUGGUUUAAAAAUCGCCCGUUCUGUUCAAGCUGAUCCUGUGAAUUUAUCAUUUGAAAGUUAUUAUCAUUUGGGGCAAGAAAUUAAAUUUGGAAAGUUUGAAAUGGAAAUAUUUCAAGAUGUUUUGGAAUUAUUUAAGACACCAGCUUUAUUUUAUUAUGCCUCUAAACAGAAAGAUCAAUUUCGUAAAGACUUUAAAGCAAGUACGUCUAGGGGAGAUCAAUCUUUGUCGAAGGCAUAUAAAAUGUUUUUUAUAUUCUUCUACUUGGACUAUGGGUACGACUAUGACCAAGUAAAUAUAGAGUUUCUCACUGGUUUGGAAUUAAUGUCCGACAUCUUUCAGAUAAAAGAACGAACAUUAAUUGCUACCGAAUUACUUAAAGAUGUUUGUGAAUAUUCAAGUAAUCAUGAAGUUCCUUCAGUUUUUGUGUCAAUUUAUAAAACUUCUCAAUGGUUACUGAAAUAUAUUCUACCGAAGCGUUGUCAAAAAAUCGAUCUUCCUAAUUUAGAAACUAUCUUUAAUUCUCAAUUUGAUAACAUUAAAAAGUUAAGUAACGAACUCCUAAAGAUGAAUCUUAGAAAGGUAUUUAAAAAUGAAAAAUUGAUCGUUGAUAAGAUUAAUUUAAAUUCCACUGUUAAGUUUGCUAAUGCUGUGCCUAAAUGGACCAACUGUUCUUCCUGCGUACCAAUAGAAAAUAAAAUAAAUGAAGACAUUCUGAUUAUUUUCGCCGUUAUAAUGAACAAUCAGACAGAUUUUUAUGCCCUUAAUAUGAUUGAUGGUUCGAUUUUACUUUUAAAUAGAGAAAAUAAAGAAAAAUUUUCUAGAGAAAUAGCUAACGAUACCUUCUCAGAAAUAAAACUUCAAACAUUUGGAGAAUUUCUUAAGAAACAUGAUGAAGAUUUUAAUGUUUUUAUUCAAAGAUUAGCAAAUGUGGCAACAGAACAUAAAAUAAAUAAAUUUAUGUCAGUUGCCAGGAAUCCAACAAUGAUUGAGGAAAAAGUAGAAUUCUUAAAAUCAUUACUGCCACUUUAUACUUGUAUGGAAAGUAAAAAAUCCGGAAACAAAGGAAGAAUAUUAUUGAGUUGUGGUCUAGAUGCUCUUAGUCUUCUACGCAUAAAAGUUAAAGAUAAAUACUUAAAUAUUACAUGGAAUAGUUUAAUUGCUUACGCAGUUAAACAAAUUUCGUCCGUGUUUAAAAAAUUAGAAUCACUAAAUAGAAAUGAGAAAAACAAUACAUUUACUAUUAAGGGUAGUAAAAUUUCAGAAAAAGAGAAAAAAUUUGCUUUAACUAGAAAUUUCGCAUUACCUCUUCUAAAAGAAUUAUUGCUACAUCCACCGCAAGUGUUGAUUUUUGGUUCUGAACUGUCUUUCGAUGUUUUUGGAUCCACUAAUCGUCAACUUCGAAAAAUGAUACUUGACCCAUCAACGGAUUUAAGAAAUCUUUCGGAAUUUAAAAAUUUUCUAUCAUUAGUGGAAUUCGGAUCAAGUAUUAUCAUCAACAAUACAAAAUUGCUGCCCGAUAAUACUGGACUUAUACCUAAAGUUCUUGAAAACGGAAAGAAUUAUAAAAUCGUCAGAUACUUUUAUCCCGGUGGAUCUCACCAUUUUGGACCAAAGUGCAUACUGUCAUAUGGAAAAUUUGCAGAAAUUAGAAGAACUAAUUCAAGGGCCAAACCUAUUGCAUUCGUGCAAAUAAAAUCUAAAGGUCGAUUAAGGUUGUACUCUGCAUACAAUUGGACCAGUGGUACAAUUGGAGACAGCAAAUUCCGUCUAAACAGAAAAGGUUAUCUCAAAUUGAUUCUUUGAAGUUACAAUUUUCAAGAAAUUAUAUAACACUUGUAUUGGCAUUGUGAUGAGAAAAUAAAAACUUAUAAAAUA